Achroia grisella is the source of this 1171-nucleotide messenger RNA. RefSeq names its product lymphokine-activated killer T-cell-originated protein kinase-like. The transcript is spliced from 5 exons. Gene Ontology annotation, molecular function: ATP binding; protein serine/threonine kinase activity. NCBI's taxonomy places the organism in Eukaryota, Metazoa, Arthropoda, Insecta, Lepidoptera, Pyralidae. The record is from RefSeq and is a predicted model, not a curated record. Gene Ontology annotation, cellular component: cytoplasm. Bases 163 to 1125 code for a protein of 320 amino acids. Gene Ontology annotation, biological process: protein phosphorylation.
UUAUAUUAGAAAGUCCCAGUACCCAGCCAGCAACUACAUAAUAACUUAAAACACGAAUUAACUAAGUUCUAGAUUAAAUUAAAUCCAUUGCUAAUAGUGACUUGGAAAAUAAUUUAUACUCGUUGUUUUGUGUUCUGUAAUUGUGAGAGUAAAGUGAAAACAAUGUCAGAAUUUCAAACUCCAGUAAGGAAGAACAAAGUUAGUGAUGACAAAAUUACAAUACCUCCAUCGCCGUUUCUAAAUCGACUCGGAUAUGGUACAGGAGUUUCAGUAAUGCAGUUAGUAAGAUCACCGCGAGCAGGUCAAAUUCGAUCACCAUGGGCCCUCAAAAUGUUGAAUAAACGUGUUAAACAGCAUAAAGUUUACUCAGAACGUAUUACAAUUGAGGCGGAACUGUUACAACGUAUGUCACAUCCCAACAUUGUUGGUUUCCGUGCAUUUAGCAAGACUAAAACGUUGUACCUGGGCAUGGAGGCGUGUGAUGUGUCCCUGGGUGAUUUAAUAGAGAAGCGGGUAGAAGAUUCUGGAGAGCCAUUUACACCAAAACAGAUUUUGAAGGUUGCAACAGAUAUUGCAAGUGCACUCGACUACCUGCACACCAAAAUGCAAUUGUUGCAUGGUGAUAUGAAGUCCUACAAUGUUCUAGUUAAUGGAGACUUUGUUGUUUGCAAGCUGUGUGAUUUUGGUGUCACUUUGCCAUUGGAUGAGAAUGGCGUGUUUGAUAAGCAGCAUGCUGGGAAAGCUGUAUAUUUUGGGACUGAAGCAUGGAGCGCUCCAGAAGUGAUACACGGUGGGGAGAUAUCAAACAAAACCGACAUCUGGCCACUUGGUCUGACACUGUGGGAGAUGAUGGCAAUGAUGCCACCACACACACAGAUAGAAGAUGACACACUCGAUGACAGUGUGGUGAACUUAGAUGACAGUGCUGCUAGCAUGGAGGAUGAUUUCUUCUCAGAGGACUAUGGCACUCGUCCCCUGGUGCCAGUGAACAUCUCUGAAAUGACAUACGCGGAACCUCUGACGCUGUUUUGCUGCUGCACCGAGACGCUGCCGAGUCUACGACCAUCAGCUGCCACGCUAGCUACCGCCUCCGCAGACAUGCUCGCACAUGUAAUGACAUUAUAGUUUCGUUAGUAUUGUACCAACACUAAUAUUGACAUCUCGUGUCUGC